Messenger RNA from Otolemur garnettii (small-eared galago), 1472 nucleotides. RefSeq names its product cysteine dioxygenase type 1 (gene CDO1). The transcript has 5 exons. NCBI's taxonomy places the organism in Eukaryota, Metazoa, Chordata, Mammalia, Primates, Galagidae. Gene Ontology annotation, molecular function: cysteine dioxygenase activity; ferrous iron binding. Gene Ontology annotation, biological process: L-cysteine catabolic process. The record is from RefSeq and is a predicted model, not a curated record. Bases 235 to 837 code for a protein of 200 amino acids.
CACUGACUCCAAGAGCUUAAAAAGGGCCCGGGAGGGUAAACCGCGCAGGUUUGGCCCUGAUUCGAGUGUGCCGGGUCUCUCCCCAAGGGUUUCCUUGCGUUUCAGCACACCGGGUGUGUGUGCGCGCCUGGCUGUCUAGCGGGCGGCUAGGCCCCUUCGCCCCAGCUCCGCGCUCGCUCAGCUCCUGCACCGCAGCCCAGCAGAGAGACGCGCGCGCCGCCGGCUCCGUGCGGGAUGGAGCAGACCGAGGUGCUGAAGCCACGGACGCUGGCUGAUCUGAUCCGCAUCCUGCACCAGCUCUUCGCAGGAGAUGAAGUCAACGUAGAGGAGGUGCAAGCCGUCAUGGAAGCCUACGAGAGCGACCCGGCCGAGUGGGCAGUGUACGCCAAGUUCGAUCAGUACAGGUAUACCAGAAAUCUUGUGGACCAAGGAAAUGGAAAAUUUAAUCUGAUGAUUUUAUGUUGGGGUGAAGGACAUGGCAGCAGUAUUCAUGACCACACCGACUCCCACUGCUUUCUGAAGAUGCUACAGGGAAAUCUAAAGGAGACGCUAUUUGCCUGGCCUGACAAAAAGUCCAAUGAGAUGAUCAAGAAGUCUGAAAGAGUCUUGAGGGACAACCAGUGUGCCUACAUCAAUGAUUCCAUUGGCUUGCAUCGAGUGGAGAACAUCAGCCACACAGAACCUGCUGUGAGCCUUCACCUGUACAGUCCACCUUUUGAUACGUGCCAUGCCCUUGAUCAAAGAACAGGGCACAAAAAUAAAGUUACCAUGACAUUCCAUAGCAAAUUUGGAGUUAGAACUCCAUAUACGACUUCCGGUUCACUGGAGAACAACUAAGGAACACCACCUCCUGAGAUUUUACUUUAAGUUCCUCUGUACGUUUGCCUAGGACAGAAAUACAUGUGCUGUCCAGUAAAACACUUAAGUAAGCCCAUACUUAGAUCUACUGUCAGGCAGAUGCAAAUUGUAAGGCAUUAAGUGCCCUGAGCUACUCCAGAAGAAAAACCCCAUUAAAGGAAAAGGUACUGUGAUUUUUUUUAAGGCCAAAUUAAGUUCUGUCAUCAGUUAGGGUUUUUAUAGCUUUUGGAAACACUUUUGUCUCUAAACUGUAAUUAGCAAUAAGUGAAAAACAAGAAACCACAAAGAUCAAAUGUCUGCUUUGUUACCUGAGAGAUUAAAUGUAGUUGUCUUUAAUAUCCUUUGUAUGUUCUUAAUAUUUGAAGAGAAUUUUUUCAAAUCCUUGGAUUUUAUUUUUUCAAUCUUAUUUCACUAAUUCCUUUUCUGUGAAUAAUAGAUAGAGGAACUUAAGGCAUUUUGCCAUUUGGUAAUGAAAUGAAGAGCAGAAGAUCUAGAAUAGUACGGUUCCCAGACCUACAGCAAACCAAACUCAUGUCUGUGUCCCAUGGUCAUAGUCACUGAUUUUAUACUGCUACCCAAAUUGCCAGAUUUAAUAAAACUGGAUUUGAACACAA